AUGAGCAAGCCCACCGUGCCGAAGCCCACCACAAAGUUCAUCGCCGACAUGCGUGAAAAGAACGCGCCCGUCGCCGAGAAAGCCUCCGAGGACCCUCCGGCGCCGGGUUGCUGCGGCUGCGCUUCGCCGUGCUGCUUCUCAACCCCCACGCUCACGGUCCUCGACGGCACUGAAGCCUUCGAGGCGGAGAAGUACCUCGGGAAGUGGUACCAGACGCAUGCCUCCGCGACCGUCAAGUACACCUUCGAGCUCGGCGGGAACGCAGUCACGGCCGAGUACAGCGAGACCGACGUCCCCAACAAGAUCUCCGUCGUCAACACCGUCCGCUGCUUCCCACGCCUCGGCGCCCUCUUCGGCAAGAUCGGCCUCGGCUGCCUCUUCUCUGGCAUCAAAAUCAGCGGCUCUGCGGUGGGGACGCCGACCAAGGACGGGGUUUUCAGCGUCGGCUUCUUCCAGUGCUGCAGCACGCCCUCGUUUGAGCCUCCCGGCAACUACUGGAUCCUGAAGCUGGGGCCGGUGAAGGAAGGCCUCUACUCGUGGGCCGUCGUCUCCAACGACACCGGCUCGCAGCUGUACAUCCUCUGCCGUGACGUCCCCUCCUUCGUCGGCAGCGAGGCCGAGGCCGAAGCGCUGGCCUACGCCAAGGAGAAGGGCUUCACGGGCUGCUGCAACAAGCCGCUCCGCACCAACCAGCUCAACCCGCCGCCCUACUGA
Molecule: messenger RNA, 714 nt
Organism: Emiliania huxleyi CCMP1516
Lineage: Eukaryota; Haptophyta; Isochrysidales; Noelaerhabdaceae
Gene: Lipocalin
Product: putative Lipocalin family protein
Exons: 1
Coding region: 1-714 (237 amino acids)
Source: RefSeq, a predicted model, not a curated record